UGUGCUUUAUGUUGCCAAGGCUACCGCCAAGGCACCCUUUGAUUUGCAGUGUUUUUUUUUCUUACCGUAACAAAACAACAAAAUGCGAAAUACAGCGGACGAGCAGGCGUUUUCCAGUGCGAUUGUUUGUAGUUCUAGUAAUUUACGGAAAUCCAAGUUUUCUCAAAUUACGGAAUACCAAGAGGAACGUUUCUUUGCGAAUGUUUGGGUGCAACUACUCUUGUUCAUAAACGUUUAUUUCAGUUGGAUUUGGUUGGCAUCUAAUUCUAUUACACUAUACUAUGAAUAUUUCAACCUUACAACAAUACAUCGUGUGUUAUCGGUAUUGUCCUUGACGAUUGCAGCCCCAAUUGAAUGUCUUCGAUUGUAUUUAGGUUAUUCUGGAAAUCUUUUGGACAAGAUACCCGAUUUUGCUGGCUUCUGGAUACUUUCUGUCUUCAUACAAACUCCGUUGCAAAUUUACUUGAUGACCAGUGAACCUGUUUUAAAAUAUACAACUAGUAUUGUAGUGCAGGGCUUCCAAUGUGCAUUGCUUGUGCUGCAAGUUGGUUCUAGCUUUUCGGUUAUCCGGCGAGCGUCACACUUUCGAAGGGAACAGUUCCAGAGCCAAAAAUCAAACAUCCUCGAAGGUCGUCAAAAUAGUAACAUUUCCAUUAUUAGUGACUAGAGUAAAGUCUAAUAAAACCGUUGCUAAACU
Culex quinquefasciatus (southern house mosquito) is the source of this 697-nucleotide messenger RNA. RefSeq names its product transmembrane protein 17-like. Lineage: Eukaryota; Metazoa; Arthropoda; Insecta; Diptera; Culicidae. Bases 83 to 667 code for a protein of 194 amino acids. Gene Ontology annotation, cellular component: ciliary transition zone. The record is from RefSeq and is a predicted model, not a curated record. The transcript has 4 exons. Gene Ontology annotation, biological process: non-motile cilium assembly.